AUGUCAACCACGUCUUCCGCCGUCCCGCCGACUUGUUCCCCUUCGAACGACGACUAUACCGUGGGAUGGAUCUGCGCCAUAAGCAUUGAGUACCUUGCCGCACAGCUCUGUCUCGAUGAAGAGCACGAAAGACCGGAAUAUGUGUCCCGCCACGACAACAAUGAUUACACAUUAGGCAGAGUUGGGAAGCACAAUGUCGUUGUCGCCGUUUUACCCGACGGGGAGUACGGCACAUCGUCCGCGGCAAGCGUCGCAAGAGAUAUGCUGCACAGCUUCCCAAACGUCAGAAUCGGCUUGAUGGUCGGCAUCGGCGGCGGGGCGCCAAGCCCCAAUCAUGAUGUCCGUUUAGGCGACAUCGUGGUCAGCGCUCCUCGCGAUGGGGAGGGUGGCGUGUUGCAGUAUGACUUCGGCAAAACGAUACAAGAUCAGAGCUUCCAACCAACAGCGUUCUUGAACCGGCCACCGACAGUCUUGCUGACAGCAGUGAGCGGGCUUAAGACCCAGUACCAGAGGAAACGGCAUCAGCUUGAAGAAGCCAUCAACCUCAUUCUCGAGAAGGAAGAGGACCUACGGGACGAACUUAGUCGGCCAGGCGCAAGUAGCGACAGACUAUAUCGAAGCGAUUUCGUCCAUCCUCCAGACAAGAAAAAUAGUUGCAUGGAAAUCUGUGGGGUUGAUCCAUCGAACUUAAUAACGAGACCCGAACGGAUAAAACAACCACAGAGUCCAGUAGUCCACUACGGCCUGAUUGCUUCAGCGAAUCAGUUGAUGAAGGAUGCUUUGGUUCGCGACAGACUUACGGCAGAAAUGAACGUUCUGUGCUUCGAGAUGGAAGCAGCGGGGCUGAUAAACCACUUCCCUUGCCUAGUUAUCCGCGGUAUAUGCGACUACUCAGAUUCCCACAAGAACAAGGAGUGGCAGGGCUAUGCAGCAAUGGUGGCUGCUGCAUAUGCGAAGGAUCUUCUCUGUCGAAUACCUCCAAAUAGGGUUGAAGCUGAAAAGAAGAUCGGUGAUAUUCUAUCCGGCCUCCAAGAAGUUGCAGAACAGAACCGGGACAUUGCAAAGGAGCAGCUCCAAGCCCAGAAAGAUCUAGCCAAGGAGAGGCUGUCCAAAGAAGAACAAAAGUGUCACCAGCUAUUCCGCCUCACAACUGGCAGCAGGGACGCCACAUACGAGUGGUAUAAAGACCGAGUGGAAGAAAGGGUUGAAGACACGUGCCUGUGGUUCCUCAAGCACGAGCACUUCCAGAUGUGGUUGAAACAGGACUCUGGCCCCCUGCUAGUCACGGCGGAUCCUGGCUGUGGAAAGUCGGUGUUGGCCAAGUAUCUGAUCGACCACGGUCUGUCACAAUCGGCAACUAUCUGCUACUUCUUCUUUAAAGACCAAGACCAGAACACCGUCCGGCAAGCACUUUGUGCGCUGCUCCACCAGCUCUUCUCUCAGAAGCCGUCUCUGAUUGAACAUGCCAUGCCACAAUUCCGCAAGGAUGGGUCAGGUUUAAUCAACUCUACAGCAUCGCUCUGGAAGGUUCUGCGGAACGCCAUAAAAGAUCCCCGGGCAGGACCUGUAACAAUUGUCCUUGAUGCCCUAGACGAAUGCGACAAAGCAGAGUUUCCGCACCUGAUGCAGAAUGUCGGCAGCGACCAGUCGGGCCUAAGCAGGGUGAAGUAUCUUCUAACGAGCCGCCCGUAUGAGCAGGUCGUGUCCAAGUUCCACAGCCUGUUGAAAGCUUUUCCAAAUAUCCGUAUACCAGGAGAGGAAGAGUCGGAAACCAUCAGCCAGGAAGUGAAUCGCGUUAUUGCGCACCGGGUCAAUCAACUGUCGGAGAUGAAGGCUCUCUCACCUCAAGUCAAGAGUCAGCUGGAGAAAAGUCUACGGGGAACUCCUCACCGCACCUAUCUCUGGGUAUUCCUCGUGUUCAACUACCUGGAGGAAGACGACUUUGUAAAAACACAAACGGGGGUCCAGUCUGCCAUUACAACGCCUCCGAGGAGUAUCAAUGAGGCAUAUGAGCAAAUUCUUAAUAAGUCUAAAGAACAUCCGAUGGUUCGGAAGGCUUUGAGUAUCAUCCUGGCCGCGAGUCGGCCGCUAACACUCCCGGAAAUGAAGAUUGCGGUGAAUAUAGACUACACAUUACAGUCUAUUCACGAGCUCGACUUGGAGGAUGACGAGCACUUCAAGAUGCGUCUCAGAUCUUGGUGCGGAUUGUUCAUCUCAAUCCAUCAUAACAAGAUUUAUUUUCUUCAUCAAACUGCUCGCGAGUUUCUCCUCGCAGAUUUGGUAUCGCCUACAACUGUCCCGUCAGAGCUACGCUGGCAUCACUCGAUCACUACUAACCACGCACACGCCGUUCUUGCAAAGGUCUGCGUGCUCUAUCUGAACUUCUUUAACUCUGACGCUUGUCUUCCAACGGGUGCGAAGAGAGAAGCCGGCCACUCCGUCGGUAGCCACGCCUUCUUAGAUUACUCGGCCCAAACUUGGGGCGCUCACUUCCGGGAGGCCAGUAUCAUGGAUGAUGAUGCCGUUGUACCUUUCGCUCUGAGAAUUUGUAAUCCGGAUUCAAACAGCUACUCGGUAUGGUUUAGAAUUUAUUGGAAGACUACACGUAUGAUGACUACCGAUUAUUUUACGGAUCUCAUGCUAGCGUCGUACUAUGGCCAUCGUGUCGUUGUUAAGCUACUUCUCAAAAAAGGCGCCGAGAUCGAGGCGAAAGACAGCACGUAUGGUCGGACGCCGCUAUCGUGGGCCGCCGGUAAUGGGCACAAGGCCAUCGCCAAGCUGCUGCUCGAGAAGUGCGCCGACGUCGAGUCCAAGGACAAACAUGGUCGGACGCCGCUCUCGCGGGCCGCCGAGAAUGGGCGCGAGGCCAUCGUCAAGCUGCUGCUCGAGAAGGGCGCCGACGUCGAGUCCAAGGACAAAGAUGGUCGGACGCCGCUCUCGUGGGCCGCCGAGGAUGGG
Molecule: messenger RNA, 2958 nt
Organism: Ilyonectria robusta
Lineage: Eukaryota; Fungi; Ascomycota; Sordariomycetes; Hypocreales; Nectriaceae
Exons: 2
Biological process (GO): nucleoside metabolic process
Molecular function (GO): protein binding; catalytic activity
Source: RefSeq, a predicted model, not a curated record